AUGACAAGCUGUAGCGAAGAGAUCUCUCUAGAAGCCAUCCAAGCGACUAUUUCCUCUGUUCAAGCCCACGCAGCUGGUGAUGUAGUUUGGUUGACAGCUGUAACGGACGAGACUAUUGAGCUAUUGGAGAGUACAACGUCAAGCAGGCUGAAAGUAAUCAACAUCCUCAAAGGCCAGCAGGAAGAUCCAACGAUCAAACGUGUUCUACAGUUCUGUAAGCUGUGUCAAAAGUCGAAAGUUACUGAUCAACGCCGAGAACCGCCCCAA
Molecule: messenger RNA, 267 nt
Organism: Paramuricea clavata
Lineage: Eukaryota; Metazoa; Cnidaria; Anthozoa; Malacalcyonacea; Plexauridae
Source: the annotation of a GenBank genome assembly